Perognathus longimembris pacificus (Pacific pocket mouse) is the source of this 347-nucleotide messenger RNA. Its product is annotated as protein BRAWNIN-like. Bases 1 to 204 code for a protein of 67 amino acids. NCBI's taxonomy places the organism in Eukaryota, Metazoa, Chordata, Mammalia, Rodentia, Heteromyidae. The transcript has a single exon. Gene Ontology annotation, biological process: mitochondrial respiratory chain complex III assembly. Gene Ontology annotation, cellular component: mitochondrion. The record is from RefSeq and is a predicted model, not a curated record.
AUGCCUGCGGGCAUGUCCUGGCCUAGUUAUCUGAAAAUGGCAGCGGCCAGCCUCCUGGCCAUGUGUGCCAGUGCCCAAGUGGUGCACAGUUACUACCGGCCCCACCUGACAAGACCUGAAAGUCCACCAAAGCCUGGAGAACUCAAAACAGAGCUCUUGGGACUAAAAGAGAGACAACACAAACCUCAGGUCGCAGAGCAAUAAAAACUGUGGAACUCAAUGAUGCCAAGAAUUUUGUGAAUGGAAGUCUUAAAUAUGUACUAAACAUGACUUAUUGUGUCAAACUACUUGUGGCUAAGCACCUAAUGCUAUGCUAAUAGUGAAUUGGUGCUUUGUCUAUAUUCACU